GGCAGCGGCGGCGGGCAGGGAGGGCACCCACCCAUCAUCCGCCCCUCCUUCUAUCCACCCAUCACCCGUCCAUCGGCACGGCCGCGGCAGGCAUGGUUUUGAAUCCUGGGUUUGGAGUGUGCUGCAGCCUGCUCUGCUCCAGUGAAGCUCUUUUGCAGGGUGUGUGUUUUGGGUGAUGGUGGUGCCUGGCAGUGCCCUUGUCAUACAGCAGGACCAUGCUCUGGAGCCUGACUUAGGACGAGACUCAGCAGAGAACUCAGCCAUGGGCCCCGACACGGAACCGGCGCCCGAGGAGGUGGGCCCGGAGCUGGAGGAGGUGAGGAAGCUGAGGGAGCUGGUGAGGAGGCUGGAGAUCCAGAACCAGCACUCCAGAACCAAGAGCAGCAGGACCUGCUUGGGGACAGACGUGCAGAAUGAGGUCCAUGCUGGUGUGGGUAACCACGGCUCGGGGCUUAGCGGGAUGGAGAUCCAUAACAGCAUCAACGCCAUGAGGGAGAAGCAGGAGCUGCAGCUCAUGGCAGAUCUGCACAGCUGCUUAAGCAAGAUGAGGAAAGAGGAAGGAGAGAACAACUGCUUGCUGCAGAGGGACCUGGAUGCCCCUGCGCAGUACAGCUGCAACACUGCCACUGAGGAGCUGUCUUCCAAGAUGUGUCAAGUGGAUGAGAAGGUCAGGUGCUCUGCACACAGGGAUACAAACAACAGCACGGAGCUUGUGGGGAGCUUGGUGGUGGCAGGGAUUGAUCCCUCAGCUGAAACAGAUGAACAGAAUCCCAGUGAAAAAGGAGGAGAUGUAGAAAGCCUUCCAGCUAACGCAGAUCUGGACGAGGUGAAAGUCUUAGAACUUGAAAACUGCAACGAAGAAGAAGAUUGCUGGCUCUAUGUGUCCCCAAGGAAAGCUCCCACAGACCAGAAAACAAACUCGCCUUUACAAUGGUGCCGACAGGUGCUGGACAACCCCACUCCUGAGACAGAAGCAGCCUGCAGAACCCUGAUAAACAGACUUGAUCAAGCCAGUAGAUGGAAAAACCUGUAUUGCAGCCCACUGGCCUCACCAAGUGCACAUAAUUUGAACACAGAGCCAGGCUCCUGUAGCACUGCUCUAAACUCUCCUGGGCAUCUCAAAUCAACUAACAAAGCACUACUAACCUGUGGCAGCUCAGGUUAUCUGAGCAUGCAUUCUGCACUGAGCUCCCAGUCAUCUGUGGACAGUGAGCUGAGCACCUCUGAUGACUCCAUCUCCAUGGGAUACAAACUCCAGGACCUGACAGAUGUCCAGGUUAUGGCACGCCUGCAGGAAGAAAGCCUGCGCCAGGAUUGUGCCUCCAGCUCCGCCUCCGUCUCCCGCCGCAGCUCCAGCGCCUCCCUCCACUCCCUGCGCAGAGGGACCUACAGCGACCAGGAGUUCGACACCUACAGCCUGGAGGACGAGGAGGACUGUGACUGCUCCCUGUCGUACCGCAGUGCUCACAGAUACUCCCCGUCCCCGCUCAGCUCCCCCCGCUGCCAGUCCCCUUCCUCCUGCACCGAGCACAGCAGGGCCACCCCCUCCCGCAUCCGGCCCCCCAGGAGGGCUCUGCAGAGCCCCAUGCAGGACAGGCUCAAGUAUGGCAGCAGUGAAGAGGAGAUGAGGCACAGCAUGCCCAACCUGGCCAGGCCCAGCCUGCGGGCUCUGGAGUCUGUGCGCAGCAGUCGGAGCCUGGAGUCGGACCUGCAGGUGCCAAACAGCCGCAUCCCAAGGACACAGCAACGCUCAGCAGGUCUGACUCCCGGGAAGCUCAGGUAUUCCUCCAGUGCUGGGCAGUCUCCCCUCACCGUGCGGCAGCCGCUGAAGGGUGGGUCCUGCACAAACUCCCUGUUAGCAGCCAGGCAGGCAGUGAAAGCCUGCACUUACACAAACCCCAGCACUGGAGUUCGGAAACCACAGCUCAACGCAGGCUCCUCCAGCAGCACUUGCACUACCAGAAGCAGCAACGUGGUCACCGUGGCAAAAAAUUCACCCCUGAAGGCACGCACAUCUCUAGGGGGAAUCUCAGUGGCCAGGGGCAAGGCAACACCACCAUCCAAGAGGUUGCUCCAGUCAGCACAGAGCACUCAGGCAGCCGAGGACGAUUCCUGGAAGGAGGGGUGUUACUGACCCCAGCUGGCUGGGUGUAAGGACCUUGUUUGACAGCCCCCCUCCCCAGCCCUGUCCCACUCCAGACUGCUGUACAUAGGUCCUCACCAUCCUCACCUCCUCCUGCUGCUCUGCCCAGAGCCUGACCUCUUCUUCCUGGUGGACUUCACUGGGUUUCCACCCUCCACAACGUGACUGACACCCCAGUCUUCUCCUGGAGACUGAGCCUUAUUUCACAGACACCUCUGCCUCCAGCCCUGGGGGAGGCUGGGAGGUCACAGACACCUCCAGAGGUGACCUGCUUCUAGGGGUGCUGGUGUGGGAAGGCUGCUGGUUGUCCUGUUGGUGCCAGAGAGCAGCUCUGAGCUGCUCCCCCCCAUCUGCCACGGGGCAGUGGCUCGGGCAGAUAGAAAUAGUUCUCUAGGUGUUAGAAGUGAGACUUUUUAAAUUCAACCUGAUGUGACUCAUAUUUGUCUGGAACUCAACUGUUUGGGUUUGUUGGAUUUAUUAUUUUUUUUUUUUUUUACUUCUGUAUAGAAUGUAUUUCUGCUACUUUUUAUUGUUUGUUUUAGAAGAUGAAGCAGGUUUUUAUAACUGUAGGACACUUCCAGCUGUUGUAUCCAGGUGCGUGCAUCACAGUUCACAAGUGCAGGAGCAGUUACACAAUAUUUGUGUGGGUUUGUGGACCACUGCAGGGACAGGGAUGCUCUUCACAAACUGCUGUUUCUCAGCCUCUUCAUCUCUCAGAUGAGGAAGUUAAUAAACACCAGUUAAAUGUAAGCUUUUUACAGAUAACCCCCUUACUGAUCUGACUUGAAGUCUUCCCCUUGGAUCUCUUCCAGCCAGCUCCCAACUGCCCUGAUUUUUCUUUUUUGUAGAACUUUUCUACUGUCUCUUUGGCUAUGAAGGAUUCCCUUCCAGUGUCCUUUUCCUCAGCAAAUGCUGGAUGCAACAAAUUCAGUCUUAGUACAGAGAAAUAUGCACUGAUAGCAAUGUUCUCCCUGCCAUCAAUGUGAUUUUGAUAGUGUAGUUUAAUAAAAUGUUAUGGUGCUGAAAUAGAUCUGCU
Calypte anna (Anna's hummingbird) is the source of this 3179-nucleotide messenger RNA. Its product is annotated as SLAIN motif-containing protein-like. Gene Ontology annotation, biological process: cytoplasmic microtubule organization; positive regulation of microtubule polymerization; microtubule nucleation. The record is from RefSeq and is a predicted model, not a curated record. Gene Ontology annotation, cellular component: microtubule plus-end. Lineage: Eukaryota; Metazoa; Chordata; Aves; Apodiformes; Trochilidae.